AUGGUGACAUUUCAGUGCCACAACGGUUACAGCCUGCAAGGCAGUUCUAAAGUCUUCUGCCAGGAGGAUGGCAGCUGGCACCCUCCUGUUCCCGUCUGUGAAAGACUAUACCAUGACCAGGAGCUCUCAAACAGGCCUGAACUUCCCGGUAUCCCUUGUGAGCCGCCUCCAGACAUUCCCAACGGGAAGCACACAGGCAGGCUGCUGGAUGAAUUCCACUUCGGCACAUCUGUAACAUACACCUGCAACCGCGGGUACCCGCUCCACGGAGAGUCCUCCAUCUACUGCACCACCCGGGAUGGGAAAAACGGCGUGUGGAGCGGCCCCCCGCCCCAGUGCGGAGCUGGCUGCAAUGCACCUACCAGACUGGUGUUUGCUGAGCUGAAGGAGCCGUACAGCAACCAGACUGUCUUUCCCGUGGGGAGGACGGUGGAAUACGUGUGCCGGCCUGGGUACGCCCAGCAUCUGGGGAUGCCACCGGCCAUCACGUGCCUCAGGAAUCAGACGUGGUCUGCAGCGCUGGAGUUCUGUAAAAGGAAACAAUGUGCUAACCCAGGGGAUCUGGAACAUGGCAGAGCUGUUGUCCUGACAGACCUCCUCUUUGGGUCCAAAGUGAAUUACACUUGUAACGAAGGGUACAAGUUGGUUGGAAGCUCUCAGAGAACAUGCGAGGUCUCUGGCACACGUGUCUCAUGGAGUGGAGAUGCUCCUGUCUGCCAGCGUAUUGUGUGCGAUCCGCCUCCGGACAUCCCCCAUGGGAGACACAGCGGGCGCUUGAUGGACGCCUUCUCCUACGCGGAGGUGGUGACCUACACCUGCGACCCCGGCCACCCGCUGGCUGGAGAGCCCUCCAUCUUCUGCACCACGGCAGACGGGGAGCGCGGCGUGUGGAGCGGGCCGCCACCGCGGUGCGGAGAGGUGAAGUGUCCUCCCCCUCCAGUCAUCGCCAAUGGGCAGCACAGUGGCCAGCCCUCGGACACUCACCUUCCGGGCUCGGCUGUGCAGUACACCUGUAUGGACGGCUACUCGCUCAUCGGGAACACCUCCAUUAGCUGUACCGCCGAGGGAACGUGGAGCCGGCCCCUGCCCCGAUGUGAAGCAACCGGCUGCAAAAGACCAGAGAUCGAGAACGGAAGGACGAAUGGGCUGGAGACUGUGUACAGACUCACAGACAUUGUUGUCUUCGAAUGUGAUUUUGGUUACUCUUUGAAGGGCUCUCAAGAGUCUCAGUGCCAGUUUGGGGGCGCGUGGGACCCUCCUGUCCCCACCUGUGAAAAGAUGCUACAGUGUCCUUCCCCUCCAAAUAUCAAAAAUGGUCAGCGUGAGAGCAAGGAUGUAAAAGUGUUCAUCCCUGGAAUAUCAGUGAAGUACUACUGUGACCCAGG
Phaethon lepturus (White-tailed tropicbird) is the source of this 1385-nucleotide messenger RNA. Its product is annotated as complement receptor type 1-like. Gene Ontology annotation, biological process: negative regulation of complement activation, classical pathway. NCBI's taxonomy places the organism in Eukaryota, Metazoa, Chordata, Aves, Phaethontiformes, Phaethontidae. The record is from RefSeq and is a predicted model, not a curated record. The annotation marks the transcript as partial. The transcript is spliced from 9 exons.